Alternaria arborescens is the source of this 327-nucleotide messenger RNA. RefSeq lists its product as hypothetical. The record is from RefSeq and is a predicted model, not a curated record. The coding region runs from base 1 to 327 and encodes 108 amino acids. The transcript has 4 exons. NCBI's taxonomy places the organism in Eukaryota, Fungi, Ascomycota, Dothideomycetes, Pleosporales, Pleosporaceae.
AUGGGAGAAUCACAAGAUAACAAGACGGCGGAACAGAAGAUACUGAAAUGGGGUGAGUUGUCGAGAAGUGAGGGUUACGAUUAUCACGAUGCGCUAGCCUCCAAGAUAAUGAAUCUCGAGGAGGUCACGAUUGCACCUACUGGAGAGGCUUCAGCAGUGUUUACUUUUGUGGUCCCUAAGACACUAUGCAAUUCUGGUGGUAACCUUCAUGGCGGUGCUGUCGCAUUGAUCUUCGACAUCACAACAUCCAUCACCAUUGCGGCUAUGAGUCGCGAAGGGUUCUGGGAUGGUGGUAAUGUUUCUCGUACUCGUAAGUAUAACUUAUAA